Molecule: messenger RNA, 717 nt
Organism: Closterium sp. Yama58-4
Lineage: Eukaryota; Viridiplantae; Streptophyta; Zygnematophyceae; Desmidiales; Closteriaceae
Source: the annotation of a GenBank genome assembly
AUGCUCACAGCACCGCACCUCACACUACACCGCGCGAUCUUCCACGUCUCCCUGCCGCUGCCGCCCACCUGGAAGCACCACGCCGCCGGCUUGCCAGUGCCACGACAGUGGUACCUCAAGACGUUGAUGUGCACGCGGUACUUGGUGACGUUGAUGAACAAGCGGUACCGGGUGACGCUCAUGGACAAGCGGUACCGGGUGACGCUCAUGGACAAGCGGUACCCGGUGACGCUCAUGGACAAGCGGUACCCGGUGACGCUCAUGGACAAGCGGUACCCGGUGACGCUCAUGGACAAGCGGUACCCGGUGACGCUCAUGGACAAGCGGUACCCGGUGACGCUCAUGGACAAGCGGUACCGGGUGACGCUCAUGGACAAGCGGUACCGGGUGACGCUCAUGGGCAAGCGGUACCCGGUGACGCUCAUGGACAAGCGGUACCCGGUGACGCUCAUGGACAAGCGGUACCCGGUGACGCUCAUGGACAAGCGGUACCCGGUGACGCUCAUGGACAAGCGGUACCCGGUGACGCUCAUGGACAAGCGGUACCCGGUGACGCUCAUGGACAAGCGGUACCCGGUGACGCUCAUGGACAAGCGGUACCCGGUGACGCUCAUGGACAAGCGGUACCCGGUGACGCUCAUGGACAAGCGGUACCCGGUGACGCUCAUGGACAAGCGGUACCCGGUGACGCUCAUGUGGACAAGCGGUACCCGGUGA